Molecule: messenger RNA, 3912 nt
Organism: Candida dubliniensis CD36
Lineage: Eukaryota; Fungi; Ascomycota; Pichiomycetes; Serinales; Debaryomycetaceae
Exons: 1
Coding region: 1-3912 (1303 amino acids)
Biological process (GO): mitotic spindle assembly; astral microtubule depolymerization
Cellular component (GO): mitotic spindle midzone; mitotic spindle; spindle microtubule
Molecular function (GO): microtubule binding
Source: RefSeq, a predicted model, not a curated record
AUGCUGGCAACAAAGUUUAAUAGUAUUUCUCCUAUUGAAUUAUUGGAAAUAAUAUCUUCCUAUGAUGUUCAGGAUGAAAUGAAAUUGUCACAUAUACAAAACUUGAAGACUCAUAUUAAGAAAGAUACCAUAGAUUUAAGAAAUGUGCCAAUUUAUUUACAAAUAAUUAUUAAAGGAUUAGAAAUUACUCGUUUGAAUAUUUCUUCCGUCAGUUUUAAUUCACUCACUUAUCUUAUUAAGAGAAUAAGCGUUCAAGAUAAAUCAGGGAACAUUUUAAAAGAAGAAUGUUUUUUAAUUUUACCAAUUUUAAUUAACAAAUUAGGAAGUGCAUCAUCACCGGCAGGCACUAACCUGGCCAAAAAAUCGUUAGAGGACUAUUGGUUAUCAAGUCCGAUUGAAGUCGAGGACGCAUUGACAGAGAUUGCUUUUGAAAACCCAAACAAUAAAAUCACCAUUGAAACAAUCGAUUGGAUGAAGCAAAUUUUAAAAAAUAUAAGCACAAAAUUCAAUGUACCGAAAUUCUUACCAAAGAUUUUGCAUUCAAUUGAAAUUAAUCCCCAUAAUGAAGAAAUCAUUGGUUCUGCUAAAGAGUUACUUUCUGUCUAUCUCGAGAAAAAUCCAUCCGCUAUAGAAGGAUUCAAAAAGCAAAUAGAAUCACACCUGUUAGCACAAGCAACCAAAGACAAACUUUUAAGUAAUGUUGAUUCCAAACUUCGCAGUAGUGAUCCAGAACCCCAUAUACGAAGAGCCAAUACCUCAAGACUGAACACACCGGUAUCUCAGGUACAGAACAGCUUAGUCGAUGUUGGUCAUGACGUUGAGUUACUUGAACUCUUAAAUAAGGUCAAUUAUGAAAUGGACAGUACCAUCAAAGCGAUCGAUAUUAGGGAUCCAAAUAGUUUAUUCAAUACAUUUGAAAUUUUUAUGCCUUGUUUUGAAGGGAAAGAAACAGAAUCAAAUUGGAAGGUGAGGGAAAAAAAUAUCUUGCAAAUGAGAUCGAUUUUACGUGGAAAUAGUCCUACACAGUUUAAAUCAGAGUUGGUUCAGUGUAUUCAUAGUAUAGCUAGUGGGAUGUGCAAGGGAGCCAGUUCACUCCGUACUACAUUAAGUUCCAACAGUUGCCAAUUAAUCAAAGAAUGUGCAGUGAUUUUGAAAAAAUCAUUAGAGCCAGUGGCUGAAAGUCUUUUCCCGACAUUGAUCAAGCUAUGCUCAUCAACCAAGAAUAUUGCCUCCAACAAUGCAAAUAUGUCUGUCGCCGCAUUAUAUGCUAACUUGCCAUAUACCUCAAAAAUGAUUCAACGUAUCACCUUGGCAUCAGAGGAUAGAAACCAUCAACCUAGAUCAUACUCUUUGAUUUGGUUGCAUAUUUUAUUGUUAAAAAUAGGACUAGACCGCAGUUUUAUUGGACAUCAUGAUUCCAACUUUAUUGAAUCAGCAAACAAGGUGUUUAUGAAACUUUUGAAAGAUGCCAAUCCUAAUGUUAGACAAACUGCUAAAGAAUGUUAUUGGUGUUUCACUAGAGUUUUCCCUGAAGAUGCAGAAAGAUUAUUAAAACGACUAGAACCAAAUAUUGUUAGGGCCCUUGAAAGAUCUCAAAGAGAGAGUGGCGGGUCGGGAAUUGCACCUAUCAGAACCCUUAGCAGUCGUCCAUCACGACCAUCCUUGAAGGAGGCUAUAUUAGAAAGGAACAAGGAAUUGCGUCAAAGAAGACCCCCUUCUCGUAACUCGGGUGAACAAUCAACAAGAAUAAAAUCAGUGCCGAUGCCAAAGCCAACGAAAAGCAGCUCACGCUUGGAAAAGUCGUUACUCAGGCCAGAUGUUGGCCAUAGGAGUCAGCCAGCAGUGAGGUCAUCUAGUUGGACGCAUCCUAGUACCCAAAAUGGUCCCAAACCAACUUUUAAACAACGAGAACGUAGUAAAACUGAAGUGCAUAAAAAGUCGCCUCUUGAAUUCUCGAGGCCGUCGAGUCGUUUGGAUGCCGGUGCUACUGUUUCUUCUUCGUUUAAUAACAAUAACGAUCCCAUGAUCAACUUUUUGUCGUCAAGCGAUAGUGAUUUGAUAAAGGAGGGAAUAAAUUUGUUGAAAUACGCUAUUAUAGGGAAAGAAAAUCUACCAUCUGAAAUCAACUCUUUGCUUAAAGGCAUAUCUGAAAAACAUGUUCAAAUUAUGAAACCACUUUUCACGUCGAAUGAUUAUACCUUUAAAAAAUCAGCACUGUUGUUACUUCCAGAUGAUUUCUUAAGAGUUUGUGCGCUCGUUUUUGAUGAGUUUGAUGAGACAGUUAUCAAUUUGAUUAUUCAAUGUGUCGAUGUUCUGACUUUUUAUGAAUCAGCUUGCAACCUUUUGACGUUGGUGGCAGAUACCCCAAACAUACCUGGUAGUCAUGCCUUUGUAAUGCAGAUAUCAAACCAAAAAUUGCUUAUCACAAAACUGAUUUUACAAGCGUUGCUGAUAGCUUUGAGUAAACUCGCAGUUACAGACGUGCAGUUUGGAGAAAUAUUUCAAGAGCUUGUUAAAUUGAUCAUAGUAUUGAAAGCAACUGAUCAUUAUUCACUCCUUUGUCAAUUGUUUCGUCAGUUGUAUACUAUUGAUAGUAGCAAGUUCAGUUUGUUGGUGGAAGAUGUGGAGGGCAAGCUCAAGGAAGAAGUGGAGUUUAUAGUUGGUAUUGAGAGCACAAUGACACUUGAACGGCCUCCAAGCAAACUUGAUUAUGAUUUGACUGUGGUUAAACCAACACUGAAUUUAGGUACCUUUGUUCCAUCCCAGAAACCUAGUGCUGAUUUCACUAUGUUAUUGCCAAAGAGAAGUGAGUUUUUGGGAAAUGAAGAAACGCAUAAUUCAAAGAUGGUGGGAAAACCGGAAGCUCUGGAUUCAACACCACCAAAGCUGUCGCAAAUGGACCAGAUUUCCCUGAAACGAUCAAAUUCAGAACAUCAAUCGGAGGUAUUGGUAGACAAUUUUGCCAAUGUUUCAAUAGCAGAUGGUGGUUCCAAAUUAAGUCAAGCAAAGAACGACGACGAUAACUUGAAACAGCUUAUGGAGAGAAUUGAUCCAUUAAAACCAAUUUCUAACAAAAUCAGAAAGAUUUCCAUAUAUGAGGAUUCUAAACUGAAUUCAGAUAAACCCAAAUUAGAAAGAAACUGGGGUGGAUUUCAGUAUGCAAAAUUUUCACGGGCAAUUCGUGUUAAUGCAGUAGCUGAGAAUAUGAGUUUGACUAGCCAAGAAUUUGAAGCUUGUUGCUCCAAACUAGUGGAAACACCAUCUCAGUCCGCUUUAUUGAAAAUGACUUGGUUUGUUGAUUCAUUGUCAGUUUCCAGCUAUGAGUACCAAGAAUUUUUUCUUAACAAAGGGAAAUACAAGUUGGAGAAAUCAUUAUGGGAGUUUUUCAGCAAAAUCGAUAAACUGGAUCAUUCUUUGGUUAUGAAUGGAUUAUUCUUGUUGAAACAGUUGUUAAAAUUUGACGAAACUACUAAUGUUGAUAAAUUGUUUGCACUUUUAGUUGAUACUUGUUCUCAAGAAGAAUUGGAUAGUGAAUUAUACUUUAUAUGGAACGAAAUGUUAUCGACCUUAAACCAUGAAAAUUUAAUGAAGGCAUUUGAAGAACAAGCUUUGAACUAUUUAGAAGGUGAAGAGAACAAUUUGACUGUUCUGAGUUUAUGUUUAAAUUAUUUAGCUAAAGUGUUAGUUGAUGAUAAUUGUUUGGAUGUUGCAAAAGUUUAUCGUUUGGACACUAUAUUUGGGAAACUAUUCUAUGAACGUGAAGUAAUGUUUCGGAAAUCAGCAACAAUCUGCUAUAGUAAUUUGUUGAAGAAUACUAAUGUUUCUCCUGAAGUGAAAGAUACUUUGGAUAAAGUCAAAUCAAGAUACCCUGCUUCUACUCAGAGAUUAAUUGAGUUUUACAUGAAAAGGUAA